AGCGCCAUGAAGGUAUAUCUCAUAAUAUCGAUUACCUUUUUCACUAACCAUAAUUUCCUAUAUUUAAGGCAAUAUUGUGUAUAAUGAAGGAAUUCAAAUCAAAUGAAGUAGUACCGGAUGUUCUUAAUGACGCUCCUGAUAAACUGCUGGAGAUCAAGUAUAAGUCAGGUAAAGAUGUAAGACUUGGCAACGAACUCACCCCUAAACAAGUUCUGGAAGCACCUGAAGUCAAAUAUGAAGCCGACUCUAAAGACUAUUAUACACUGAUUUUCACCGAUCCAGAUGCGCCCAGCAGAAAAAAUCCUAAGAGCAGAGAAUGGAAUCACUGGUUGGUCGUCAAUAUUCCCGGAUCCAAAAUAUUGGAAGGUGAAGUAAUCACUGACUACGUAGGAUCAGCUCCACCCAAAGGUUCCGGCCUCCAUCGGUAUGUUUUCGUUUUGUACAAACAACCGGAGAAAUUAAAAGUUGAUGAACCUCGCCACGGUCCAACCGAUGGAAACCGUGGACAGUUUUCGACGGAGAAGUUUGCCAAGAAGUACAACCUGGGAAAAGCUGUUGGAGGAAACUUCUUCCAAGCUCAGUGGGAUGAUUCUGUACCAGCAUCGCAUAAAAAACUUGGGUUUUGAGGAAAAUCAACUAUAAAACUGUUUGAUACUGUCAAUCAUCAAGUUUUUCGUUUACUUGUAGAUUUAAAUUACAGUAUUAGUACUCUGUUCCAGUAACUGUUUCUUGAUACUAUGGAUUAUUGAAUAAAACAUCUCUUCAUAUUUAUUAGA
This is a messenger RNA of Leptinotarsa decemlineata (Colorado potato beetle), 776 nucleotides long. RefSeq names its product protein D2. Lineage: Eukaryota; Metazoa; Arthropoda; Insecta; Coleoptera; Chrysomelidae. The record is from RefSeq and is a predicted model, not a curated record.